GUAAAGCGAGAGAGAGAAAGAAAGAAGAGCUCUUCCACACUGUGUGAUUAUUUUUUCGUCAGUCUCUGUUCGCCACCGUGCAGGUGCCUUGAAAACAAAAUCUCUUUUUUGCCUAAAAAAAAAAACUAAACAAAAAAAAAAUAUUAAUAAAAAUUCACCUCCUUUUUUUCCGGAAUGGAGUUCCCCACUUUCCCCCCGGGUGACAUGUACGUGUCGUUACCUCCCUUCAACGCCACCGUCUCCGAUGCGCUCCUGCUGGGGUCGCCAGGCGGGAGCAACGGAACCGACACGCCCGUGGCUCGGGAGUCUCGGGACACGGCGAGGCUCGUCAUUGCCGUUAGCAUCACCGCCCUCUACUCGCUCAUCUGCGUGGUGGGACUGCUGGGCAACAUCCUCGUCAUGUACGGCGUGGUCAGGUACACCAAGAUGAAGACGGCCACCAACAUCUACAUCUUCAACCUUGCUCUCGCGGACGCCUUGGCCACCAGCACCUUACCCUUCCAGAGCGCCAAUUACCUCAUGAGCACGUGGCCUUUCGGGCAGCUGCUGUGCAAAGUGGUCAUCGCCAUCGACUACUACAACAUGUUCACCAGCAUCUUCACGCUCACCAUGAUGAGCGUGGACCGCUACGUGGCCGUGUGUCACCCCGUGAGGGCCCUUGACUUCCGCACGCCGGCCAAGGCCAAGAUCAUCAACAUUUGCAUCUGGAUGCUGUCCUCCGUCGUAGCCGUCCCUGUGAUGGUCAUGGCUGUUGCCAAGGUGACAGACAAAGGCAAUGUGGAUUGCAGAAUCAUUUUUCCCAAACCGGAAUGGUACUGGGACACCAUGACCAAAAUCUGCGUGUUCAUCUUCGCCUUUCUGGUGCCCGUCUUGGUCAUCACCAUCUGCUACGGUCUGAUGAUCCUGCGCCUCAAGAGUGUCCGUCUCCUCUCCGGGUCCAAAGAGAAGGACAGGAACCUGAGGCGGAUCACUCGGAUGGUCCUGGUGGUCGUGGCGGCCUUCAUCGUUUGCUGGACUCCCAUACAUAUCUUCAUCAUCGUCAGGACCAUGGUGAAAAUUGACCACAACAACCUCCUGGUGAUGGCAAGCUGGCAUCUGUGCAUCGCUCUGGGCUACACCAACAGCAGCCUCAACCCCGUCCUGUACGCCUUCCUGGAUGAGAACUUCAAGAGGUGCUUCAGGGACUUCUGCUUGCCCUAUCGCACCCGCAUGGAGCAUAAUAGCUUCUCCAGGGGCCGCAACAGCACCAGGGAGCCAUUGUCCGUUUGUGCCCCCGCUGCCACGGACAGACCGCCCGCAUGACUAGGCGUGGACCAAUUAGGGAUCCAGGAGGACCUUCAGACGGAAGUCACACAGUUCUCCACCACAGGAGUGUGAGCGUACAUGUUGGCGUUUAUUCCACCCUUUUUUGUAGCUCUAGACAGUACGGAGACUGUUCAAUGGUUGUCUUUGGGAGAUGUACAAAAUGCCAAAGUGUGCCUGUAGAGCCUAAAAUUAUGAAUGUAAAUGUACGUAACAUAGAUGAGUGACAAAUUGAAGGAAAGAAACGUGAAUGUAUACUUGACCUUAUAAUAGUCAACAGGAAUAUUGUUAAAAAAAAUAUCGACAGUAUAUGUUACAAACUCAAAAUAAUGCUUACAUAAACUAUAUUUUUAAAGUUAAAGUGUGUAAUACCACUAGUUUAUAUGGUAAUACCAGAAGUUAGCAUGUUAGCUUUAAACUAGCUUUAAGUCAUAAAAACAACCAUGCAAAUGUCACUCGCACAAACCCCUUUCAACGUUUUAAAAGCUAUGUUAUUAUGUUAUUGCUUCCCCAAUGCUUAAGUAAUUACCGUUAAAAAAAUAAUACCUAAGUGGACGUUAGCUCCGCACUGGAAUAUCUGCUGAUGCUACAUUAAAAUCCCUACUUAAAAGGAUCAAAAGCUGUGAGGUGGUGGAACAGUCCUACUACUAUUAUCAAAAAUGUGCUAAACACUACACACACACACAACAUGACAUCAAAGUGAUUCAUUAAAAAAUUAACAACCUUCAGCUUGCUAGCACGUGCCGUAGUUUCCAGGCCAAAUGCGCGCCUAAAUAUAGGCCACACCCUCGUAAUUUUUGGACACGUUUUAUUUUGUAAAUUUAUAUUGUUUGCACAAGUCUAUCAGCCACAGGUGUACACGUUGAAAAAUAUAUUUUGUUUUCAUUGGCAAAUUUAACAAACUAACACAGCAUAAAGUGAGUAGCAUACCAGAAAAAGUUACUGAGCGCGAUAUUCAUCCUUCUCUUCCGCUUUCCGGCGCGCAGCACUUAGUGGCGGAGGAAUUAUGUUCCGUGCGGUGGCUGUUUCCUGUUUUGAUGGCCGGGUCAUUCGUCUUCAUUUUGGGACUACGUCUUGAGCAUUUCAUUGUGUCUUCUCCAGGAUGAUGGUGAGUCCAUAACGCACUAAACGUCUGACUAAAUUAUUUGUAUGAGUGCGUUUGAUUUUAUUUGUGAUUUAAUGACAGCGCCAUCAAUUUAUUGGCGGCGUGUGAAGCUUGUGAAAAAUACAUAAAUUAGCUGCAGCAUUGGGAAAAAAGUAGCGGCUUAACGUUCGGAAAUGACGCUGUAUUUUCCCGCGGUCACUUGUUGCUAGGCAGAAUCUGUAGUACAUCAUUACACAACAAAAAAACAGAACUAAAAGAUAAACAGAUAAGCUGAACAACACAUUCUCAAUUUAAUCAAUGUCAGAAAAGUUAAGAUUUUUUUUUCCACCACAGCGCCAUCUGCUGGUUGUAAACAUUAGGUCUUAAUGUGGCCGCCGUUACAAAACUGACUUUUACGCUUGUGUUCCUUUCAUUUGUCACCUAUCUGUACAUUGUUACACUUCACGGGCGCAUUCUACGUCACACUGCUAACGCAGUGCCACAAUAAACCGAGUUGAGGCUAUUCAUUAUAUUCACAAAAUAUUCACUUGUUGCUAGGCAGAAACAAACACUGUCAGACUAUGAGUUUAUCAUCACUUUUCCGCUUGUGAGAUAAUCCUUUCAUUUGUCAACUAGACUGUAUGCUAACAUUGUUGCAGUGAUUUACAGAUUUUUUUUUUUCUUCCACCAUUCCACUUCACUUGGGCGCUGUGAAAUUGAAGUUACCUUGGAGGACGACAAUGUUCAGUGUCAGCUUUAGACGUGUUUGUUGACAUCAAGGCCAUGUGUGGAGAACAGCGGCAGACUCGCGGCGUCGUGCCUAAACACUCUUCAUGUUGGGGAAUGUGUUGCAUCACAUUUAACAUCAUAGCUAUCACCUUUUUAAUCGGCUCGUAUUCACUUGUAAAUAGCUGACGUGGACAAAAGUAUUGGGACUGAGAGGACUUUCCAUACAAGAUUUUUUGGGUCCAUUCGAUCAAAAGUAGCUUUUUUUUAAAAGUUCUGCUCUGAUGGGCUCCUCCACACUGAACUCAUCCAAGCAUGCGUUGAUGGUUUAAGUGUUUCUAGGAUUGUCGUCUUAGGUUUUAUUUGCGGCUUAAUGAGUAUCCAGUAACAUGAAUGUGCUAAUGUGUUUCAGGGGAAAUUGCAUUCAAUUUGCUGGAAGUCCCUUCUGGUGACUGUAAAUGGAGACGUAAUGACAGAUGAAAGGCACAUUAAUAUUCAUCUCAUUUUAUGUGCCGGUGUGUGCGGCUUUCUGAGAGAAGCCAUAAAAGACGAGUAGAGACGACGGACGCUUCUAAGUAAUCUACCAUGGCUGUCAACUCCUUGUUUUUACUUCCUGUUGUCGGACUGCUUUUUUCUCUGCACCUCUCAAACAUUCAAGCAGGAAGCUUUAAAGGAGGAAGGCUCAAUGACCAAUGGUGAAGUUACACCUGGUGAGGAAUAAUUGUAUUUCUUGAUCACUGGAUAUUUAUACCAUAAAACAUUUUAAAUGGCAGUAUUCAUCUAUAUCACACCUGUAAAUAAUGUAU
Molecule: messenger RNA, 3918 nt
Organism: Entelurus aequoreus (snake pipefish)
Lineage: Eukaryota; Metazoa; Chordata; Actinopteri; Syngnathiformes; Syngnathidae
Product: delta-type opioid receptor-like
Exons: 3
Coding region: 175-1302 (375 amino acids)
Biological process (GO): neuropeptide signaling pathway; G protein-coupled opioid receptor signaling pathway
Cellular component (GO): membrane; neuron projection
Molecular function (GO): neuropeptide binding; G protein-coupled enkephalin receptor activity
Source: RefSeq, a predicted model, not a curated record